Molecule: messenger RNA, 1581 nt
Organism: Cylindrotheca closterium
Lineage: Eukaryota; Bacillariophyta; Bacillariophyceae; Bacillariales; Bacillariaceae
Source: the annotation of a GenBank genome assembly
AUGUCGGAAACCAGCGUACUUUGUCGUUGCUCGUUUCUUCUGAUUGCUGUUAUCAUUGCUAUUUUUGGACCUUCAGCAACAUUUGCCUUUGUAACGCCUUCCCGAAAUGGAAAUUCGUUGAUUGGAACAUCAACUUACACGUCAACGGUCCCACGACCUUUCCCAACUUCAUCUGCCGCUUCAACAACAUCAUUAUUCGCUGUGCCGAUACUGGAAAACUGGAAAGUGGGCAAAAAUGGUGCCGUAGUUGGAAUUGUUCGAAAUCAUCCAACCAUUCCUAAUGGAGACCGAAUCACAACAAGUCCAUUGAAAACAGAUACUUCAACACUUUCAGAUAAUAUGAUGGUCGUUACGAAAUCAGGAAGCAAGUACAAGUUGGGAAAAGGUUCAGGACCAGCGGUCAAAAAGGUGACUAAAUCUGCCCCAGUGGCCCCACCUGCCAAGCAAGAGAAGGCCGCUCGACCAUCUCUUUUUGCACCCAAACCGUCGCCCAAACCAAAAGCGUCCGCACCAGCUCCUAAGCCUGCACCGGCAAAGCCAGAAAACCCUUCGUUCUCGUUUUUUGCUCCCAAACCAGCUCCAGCACCAAAGGACGUCGCUGCCAAACCACAACCCAAGGCCGCGGCUCCAACCAGCAACGAGAAAGAUGUGCGGGCACUCCUGAACAAGGCCAAGGCUGAAUACAACCUAAACGGAAAGACGGUUGGCAAUGGCAAAUAUGUCUUGGUUGGCAAGCAAAUUCGAUCCUCUUCCACUCGAUCCCAAAUAUACUUUGCCUACGAAGCUGAUGGCGACGGCUUGCCGAAAGGUCCUCGUCUGACAGUCAAGAUUAGUCCUACCUUGGAUCGAUUGGAACGAGAAAAUAAGAACUACAACUCGAUCACACGUGGCCUAUUCUCGGGCCAGUUUGUUCAAAAACUCGCCUUCCUCCCCGAUGCACAGGGCGACAAGUCCAUUGGUCAGGGCAGUUCGGCCUUGAUUUUGCAAUCGGGCGAACGCAACUUGAGAACCUUGCUGGAUUCCCGUAGCAAACAGGGCUUGGUGGGAACCGCCAUGCGACAAGCCGCGGUGGCCAUUGCCCAGUGCAUACAGGCCAUUCAUGCGUCUGGAUUGGUAUGGACCGACCUGAAAGCAGAGAAUUUUGUGGUAUUGUCUGAUUCCUUGGAUAAAUUGGAAAAUGGCGGUGUCAAAGGAAUUGAUUUGGAAUCUGCUGUCCCAGCGAAUGGUCCUCCAGUGGAUUAUAGCCCCGAGGCCUGUCCUCCUGAAUUUGCCAAGGAGGAGCUUGCUGGGCGCGGAGCUCAGUUCGUUUUGAAGUAUAACUACGACAUUUGGAGUUUUGGCGUCUUGCUCUUUGAACUAGCAACUGGAUCUUCGUUGUUUGGAAAGCGCAAAGACGGCGCCAUCACUCAACUGCUGCGGGAUGAAAGCUGGGAGCCCGACUUGGCUGCCGUUCCAGAUAACAAUUUACGAGACUUGAUCCAACAAUGCUUGCAACGGGAUCCUUCAAGACGACCCAGUAUUACACAAAUACUGUUACAUCCAUACUUUUUGACGACUGGGUUUGGUCCAAUCAGUUUUUAA